AUGGUAACCAGCGUCCAAAUUUUGAAUGUGAGUGGAAGCCCGGUGUCUGAGCCGCUGACAGCUGUGUGUCGUUUGCGCGUGUUUGUGUGUGUGUUGUGUCGUGUGGUGUUGUGUGUGUUGGUGCAGGAGCAGUCCGCCGUCAUGUCGCAGCGCUUCACCGAUGAGGACUUCCAGAGAGCUUGGCUGGAGCUGGACGAGCCGCAGCUGGCGGGAGGAUGGGAGCUCUUCACCGAGACCAUGGGAGUGAAGAUCCACCGCCUCCACGACCAGGUAACGGGACUUUAUGAGUACAAAGUCUUCGGCGUACUCAGCGGCUGCACCCCAGAGCUGUGUGCCGACGUCUACAUGGACUUGUCCUACCGGAAACAUUGGGAUGGAUAUGUGAAAGAACUCUAUGAGAAAGACUUUGAUGGACAGCCAGCCAUCUACUGGGAAGUCAAAUACCCGGCUCUUAUGUCAAACAGAGACUAUGUGUACAUUAGAGACAGGAGAGACUUGGAAGUGGACGGCAGGAAGAUCUGGGUGAUCCUGGCCAGAAGCUCUCCGGAGAUGCCGUGUCCAGAAAAGAGUGGCGUGCUGCGGGUCAAAGACUACAAGCAGAGCCUUGCACUGGAGAGCGAUGGGGGCAGCGGAACUAAAGUUUUCAUGAAUUACUUCGACAACCCUGGCGGAAUGAUUCCUAACUGGGUGGUGAACUGGGCAGCUAAGAGCGGGGUGCCAGGUUUCUUAACAGACAUGCAGAAGGCCUGUAGCAAGUACGAAACCUUCUGCCAGAAGAAAUGAACACGAUGGAGAGGGACCCGGGCUCAAGGGCGUUGCUCCAUUUUUAUCUUUUAUUUUUUUAUCUUGUUUGUUGAAAUGUGACUGUUGUGUGCGGGGUGAAAGUGGCAUGGUGUGAGCUGCUACCUGACGUUGCAGCUUGCUGUUGACUCAAGUAUGAUGUGCAUGACCAGCCUCCCUCCUUAAUGUGCUGGUGUGAAUCAAUUCUGUUCCAUUGUGCUGUAAUAUACAAUACUGUAUUCCCCCUCUUUGAAAUCGUAUGAUUAUUAUUAAUAUACACAUAUAUGAUCAGUUUUUAUUACUUAAGGCCCUAAACGGUAAAACCAGCUCCUUUCUAACAGCCUUUUGCAGGCGGGAAAGUUUUAUGUUCUGUAUAAAAGGUACAAACAUUGAAGAGAACGAUAGUGUUGCAUCAAAGAUUAAUGAUCUGGUUGCUGUUAAGUGGAAGACUAACUUUUAUGAGUUGUUUAUCCGCCUUUAUUUAAACUGUUAAAAAAUACUUGAUUGGUCACAGUCUAGAUCACAAGGUAAAAUAAUUAUUGCAAAGAAUUUUUUUUCUUUAAUACCUCAGCCAAGGACGUUAUGUUUUCAUCCAAAGCAGCUGUAGACAUAAAUGAAUUGGGUAAUACAAUCUAUGGAUCCGACUCAGGAGCACUGAGUCCUUACGACACCUGAGUACUCAUGGGUCGGGCAUGUUUACAGACAUCUCUUCUGAUGGUCUCCAAGUAGUUAAAGUUUCCGAUAAUGUCUCUUCUUCGUACUGUACAUGUUAAAAGUUUACAGAUCUGAUUUAUAAUGAUGUUUUCGGUCUUCUCACUGUCCACUUUAAUUCACUGGAAAUUCACUCAUGUACUACAAUGAAGUGAAAAUUCAAACAACAAAUCAAGCACUUUUUUAGCAAUUUUUUCGGCUUCUUGAUUGUCCUUUCUCGAGGGUUCAUUACUUAUGCAAAGAUCCUGGUAUGGAUGCAUUGAAUCAGAGAUACAGCAUCUGAUUUGUUACUGUAUUUAGGCUGCACCUCAGUACCUCAGCACUCCUGUUGAUCCAGAUGAAUUGGGUUUAAUCUGAUUAUGAAAUGCUUAUUACUGUGUAAUACUGCUGUGUUACUGGAAUAAAUAAAUCUAAAUUAAAAAAUGUC
Pleuronectes platessa (European plaice) is the source of this 1918-nucleotide messenger RNA. RefSeq names its product phosphatidylcholine transfer protein (gene pctp). The record is from RefSeq and is a predicted model, not a curated record. The coding region runs from base 1 to 783 and encodes 260 amino acids. Gene Ontology annotation, molecular function: phosphatidylcholine intramembrane carrier activity; phosphatidylcholine binding. The transcript is spliced from 7 exons. NCBI's taxonomy places the organism in Eukaryota, Metazoa, Chordata, Actinopteri, Pleuronectiformes, Pleuronectidae.